This is a messenger RNA of Phycomyces blakesleeanus NRRL 1555(-), 2184 nucleotides long. RefSeq lists its product as hypothetical. The transcript has 4 exons. The record is from RefSeq and is a predicted model, not a curated record. Bases 1 to 2184 code for a protein of 727 amino acids. Lineage: Eukaryota; Fungi; Mucoromycota; Mucoromycetes; Mucorales; Phycomycetaceae.
AUGCAAAAAAGCAACUCUCUUCAGCUCUCAACCGAGAACAUCACAGACUCCUCUGAUCUAUUGAGAGAACUGACUAGUUAUGAAAAUAUCAGCCACGACCCAAUGAGCCACCUUGACCACCAAACACACCCUACUACGGGAUCAAAUCCCUCAGCCACAAUCAGCCUCCGCACAUUUAACAACCGAAGGCACGCAACUCUCCGUCCAUGUUUCCGUCUUUCAUGUAGUAGAAAUCCUACUUGCUACAAAUUGUCUGACAUUCGACAUUUGCAAAGGCAUAAUCGAAUCAUCCCAAACCGCCCAUGUCUCUUCUUUCGUAAACGAAUACUUACUUCUUAUCGCUUCAUUGGUGUCCGAGGAACAUUUAUCAGACGACGAUGGAUUAACCGACGUAGACGCCAUGCUCAUCUUUAUCCGAAUUCUAAUCAUAUUGUACCUACAAAUGAUCCACAGCCUUCAUUAAUCCAUACAGAUCCCCCCAAAUCUCCUAAAUCUCCUAUUCCUAGACUUUUUACUGAGCGCGAAGUACGUAGAUGCGACACACAAGACGAGACCGAAAGUGAGCAACUACUUAAAGAAUCAAGCGAUAUUCCGUGUACUCGAAAAGUUGCAUCAGUUUCCGAGGGUAUUCAACCCAAGACCAAUCAAUUAUUAUCGGAAGAGAACCUACUUCAGAGUGCAUGGGUGCCACCGAUAAAUUCUGACACCCUAGAAGAGUUGACAAUCACUGAUAUAUUCGCCAAUCUCCAAUUAAGGCAUGAUAUGGUGUUCGACCCCACCCUGUCUUUUCGCCCCAAUCUUGAUGGCUCUCCAGGACGAGAAAAAAGACGCAAGUCGGACCGUUACUGGGCGCGAGUUGACCGAGCAUUACAAUCAGUACUUAAUCCAGCAUCUGAGAGCUUGAAAAAUGGAUUAGUACCACUUGACCAAUUCGAAUUCCUGGCUGUGAUUUUAGACGAGCUUGUUCAAGUCAUUAUUCCCCUUUCCAAGCCUUUUGCUUGCUCUUCUGCUAGUCCUAUCUUUCCGUGGAACUGGCCUAAACACAUCAGGGAGGAGGAUAUAGUUGAGACAUUGGAUUCAAUGUUAAUUAUCCAACAAAUUCGUCACAAUAAGGGCGAUUUUGGGAACCAGCUCGAGUUUCUCAAUAAUAUUUUCGAGCCUCUUUGUCCUUCGAGUCAAGUUUAUAGAAUACAAUUUAUGAACCAGUUCUUUUUUGAAGGUCAUGUUGCAAAGGCUUUUCGUCAGUGUUUUUCUAUUCUAGAGGCGGUGAAACUUGAAUGCGCCAACAAAGCCCUUCGUCAGUACCGAGCAUAUUUAAUUAAUACCUGCCCAGAAUUUGAAUGGCGCUGUUUUAUGAAAGAUAGUAGUGAAAACGAGCUUGAUAUAGAAUCGAUUUAUCGAUGGUUCAAGAUGACUUGGGAGAGACAGGGUCUAGACGCCGAAUUUCUGGAUGUAUACUAUGAAGAUGAUACCGAGACAUCCAUGGCUCUAGGGUUUCCACCUGCUCCAUUUCCGGUGACACUUCGGUUUGACAAAAAACGGCUGACACAUCUGUUUCGCUAUGAAUUCCAGAAUAUCAUUGUAACUUCGAUCUUGUUGAUACCCUACCGUUAUCUUGCAGGAAGUUAUGAGAAUAUGAAAGAUAUUGUCAAACUUAAACGUCUGUUCAAUUAUCUUCUUCAGGGUGCUUUUAUCCUAACGUCCCCUGACGCAGAAAAUGCAUAUGAGCAGGCUGCACAAGGUAUCAAAGACGGGACGAUUGUAUCAUGUCACAGCUUAGCUCUUCAUGCCUGUAAUACAGCAAUACAAACCCAUCUGGAUAAUGGAUUAGAUGACGCGACCAAGAGUACGCCUAAUCUCGAUCUAUCACAGCUUCCAUCCCUGACAUCGUUUUGGGGAGAAUGGUUGAGCCACAAUUUACGGCCAGGGUCACCGAUAUAUAUGUUAAUGUACAGACGGAUUUGUAAAUAUCUCAAGAAUUACGCUCGUUAUGGUCGUCCGGAAAAAGAAGAGAUAGAGAACGGGAUGAUUCUCACGGGGAUGACAGGGCUUGAAGACGAGAUCAAAGUUUUGGGUCAAAAAUUGAAGAUUGUUGCCGAGUUAAAUUUAGACACCUUUAUUUCGCUCUAUUCGUUUCUUGCAAAAUUUGUUAAACAAGAUAUUCUUAGCGAAACAAGGUGUUAA